Caenorhabditis angaria is the source of this 2340-nucleotide messenger RNA. The record is from the annotation of a GenBank genome assembly. NCBI's taxonomy places the organism in Eukaryota, Metazoa, Nematoda, Chromadorea, Rhabditida, Rhabditidae.
AUGAACAACAACAACGAUGAAAAAGAAUAUAGUAAGUUUAAUCCCAUUGAAAUCCCUGAUUCGAAUUGUAAAUAUUUUCAGUUCUUACAAAUCUUCGAAGAAUCGAUAGUCUAAAUCUUGAAGAGAAACGGAUAGAACUCGAAAAGUUUCUGUUUAGUCGAAAUGGCGAAUUGAUAAAAUAUUAUCGCGAUUUCUUAUGGAAAAUCGUUAUAUCAAUUAUGAAAUCGUCGACAGACAAUGUGUUGUUCUUUUUAACACUUUGUCGUACAGAACAAUUCAGCUACUUUGACAAUAUAUCAAAUCUUAUUACUAUACCUCGACAAAAUCUGAAGAUUGAAGAUAUAUUUGAAAUCCACGAACAUGUUGAUCACAUAUACCGUGCCAAAAUCCAGGCAUUUGUGAGUUGGAGUAUAUCUAUAGGAAAAAUCGUUUUUAAUUUUUUGCAGCUCUUCGAUAAAAUGUCGGAUAAUGAAAGAGAAAAAUAUAGACAACUUCAUUACUGCAGUGCAGAAUCAUUUGAAGAAGGAAAGAAAGAAAUUGUUAGAGCGAAAACUGAGAGGUUUUUGGAAAAUGACAUUGAGAAAGAGGAAGUUUUCGAGAUUUUGCAUGCUGUUUCAUAUGUUUUGAACAAUCGGGAAUUUAUUAGAUUGAUGUUCAGAAAAAUCGAUUAUAUUUUUGAUGUUGAUGCGGUUUUUGCGUUCAGAUAUGCAAUGGUGAGUAUUCAAAAAACUGGCGAAGCUAAAUUUUCUAAAUUUUCUUGUUUUUCAGACUUUGAUGCGAUUCAGUCACGAUGAACAUAAUCGAACCAAUGAUGAAAAUAUUGUAAAACCAAUCGAAAAAUAUCUAAAAAUUGAAUUAUUAAAACAAUAUCCGGAGUUUGAGAAGCUUCUUCUUGCGCUGAAUCUUGCUUUCAAUUUGAUCGAUUUUGAAUAUUUCGAUUGUUCUCAAUUAAUAAAAGGAAUCGAUAAUAUUGAAUAUGUGUUAGAAGAAAGGAAGAAUGAAAUGACAACAAUUUUGUCAGAUCAGCUGAAAAAGUUGAGAAAGAAAAUGGUACCCGAAAAAGAUUGUAGAUUUGUGCCUAAAAUUGUUUGCGAUGAGGAUGAAGCGAUUGAAAUUCUUGAUAAAAAUGGGAUAAUUUCGUGUGAGUUUUAUUGAGAUAAAUCGGGUUAUGUAUUCGGUUUUUUCCAGUUGAUCACCUAAUAAUCGAUACGAAGGAUCCUUAUCAACGAUUGCAAGAUAUUAAAGAAUUGAAAUCUCAUUCAGAUUCACAUUAUCAUAUUAAAUUACAUGUGAAAAUUUUGGAAUGUUUUGUUGAGAUUCUCGAUCAAAAAAGAGAUGAUAUUUCUGAAUUGAGAAAAUAUUUGAAUGAUUUCAAGUUUAAUAAUUUCAAAGUUUUCAAAAGUUGGGCGGCGCAGUUUGAUGAUUUCAAAUAUUUGGAAAUUAUUGCCAAAUUUAUGAUUAUGGAAGACUAUGAAAUAAAUAGGAAUUUGAGCGAUGUUGUAGAUGUUGCAGCGAUUUUCCUUGGAAAAAUUAAAUAUUUCGAUAUGGAUGCGAUAAGAUAUUUUAUGAAUAUUUUUGGAUCAUUGAAAUCCAAAGUUUUGUAUGCAGCUGCAGAUCAAUUUGUUGAGGAUCAAAUAGCGAAUGAUGAUUGGAGUAGAGGAAGUGUUGAGGAAUUUCAUGAGUGUCUCGAAAAAUGGUCGAUAUUUUUGGAAAGAGAACAAUUUGUAUUGUUGUUAUUGAUUAAAAUAAGACUUCUAUCGGAACCAAAUUCGGAUGUAAGAAUACGAUAUGCAUUGGUGAGGUGGCUGGAAUUAAAAAAAAUAUUUUUAGCCCAAGAUUUAUAUUCCAGACAUUGGCUCAAUGUGGUUAUGAUCAAAACAACAAAAAUCAAUCGGAUCCUACUGAAAAUGAACAAAAUGCUGAAGUGUUCAAGGAAAUCUAUAAAUAUCUGGAAUCGGAACUCAAUUCACCAUCCAGAAGUCGAAUCAGUAUUGAACUCGCUGUUCAGAUAUUCAAGAAUUUUGUAAAAGUCGAUCCUGAUUCUUGGUUGGAUAUUGAUCAUGCUGGAGUGGCACAAGAAUUGCAGAAUUAUAGUAAAGAACUCGACUUUGAUGAUAUUCAUGAACUAUACUUUAAUAUUAAUUUGUAGUGAGUUGAAUUUCAUCAUUUUUCUCUUAUUUUUUAUUUUCCAGCCAAAAAAUCGUGGAUUUGUUCAAAACAAAUCAAGUAAAUUGUAACCAACCGUCAUUCGGAUCAGUGUAUGAAAUUGUGAGUAAAGAGAGAGUCGAAAAUUUUAGAAGAUCAAAAGAACGAAAUUCAUAUUUCACUGAGAUUUUCUAA